AUGGGCACAAAACUUUUAUUAUGCUUACUAUUAAGUUACGUGAGCCGCCUAAUUGCUUCGGUACCGGGCCCGGAAUCAUCCGUGCAACGGAACGGCAAGGAUGGAGGAUGUUCCGAUUGCGUUUGUGGUGGCUUAGGAUCCGAUGAUUUACGCGUGGUGGGUGGAAAUUACAGCAAAAUUGGAACCUACCCAUGGAUGGCAGCGCUUUUCCAUCGUGGUACGUUCCUCUGCGGAGGAAGUUUGAUUAAUGAUCGGUACAUUCUAACGGCGGCUCACUGCGUGACUCGUACAGAUCCCAAGGAUUUCAAGGUGUUUCUUAGGAGACCUAGUAUUGCCAACAGUAAUCCUGAAAUGUUGGAAAGGCGAAUCACUACCAUUAAGCUGAAUCGCUAUCAGGGACUAAGGAACAACAACGAUGUAGCUUUAUUGCGCCUGCAGGAGCCAGUUUCAUUUGGGCUGGAUUUAAUGCCGAUAUGCCUUCCAUCCGGGUCAGAAACUUAUCAGGGAAAGGAGGCAACGGUCAUCGGAUGGGGAACAACAGCCAACGGGACCUUGUCCGAUAUGCUACAAGAGCUGACAGUUCCUAUCCUUUCGAACCUGGAGUGUAAACGGUCCGGUUAUUUUAGAUUUCAAAUCACAACCCGGAUGCUGUGUGCUGGCUUCUUGGAAGGAGGAAAGGAUUCGUGUCAGGGUGACAGCGGUGGACCACUGCAGCUGGCGAAUCCCCAAACCGGGCGGUACGAAAUCGUCGGUGUCGUGUCAUGGGGCAACGAGUGUGCCCAGCGCAAUUACCCCGGCGUAUACGCUCGAGUGACCAAAUUCGUCGGAUGGCUCAGAAGCAGCAGCCGGGAUGCCUGCUGGUGUCAGCAGUAG
Molecule: messenger RNA, 873 nt
Organism: Sabethes cyaneus
Lineage: Eukaryota; Metazoa; Arthropoda; Insecta; Diptera; Culicidae
Product: trypsin 3A1-like
Exons: 5
Coding region: 1-873 (290 amino acids)
Biological process (GO): proteolysis
Molecular function (GO): serine-type endopeptidase activity
Source: RefSeq, a predicted model, not a curated record